AUUGGAUGAUUAAAAGCAGUGAUCACUAGUCGUACGCAUCAUAUGAUUGUAUUAUAUAAACAGUGAUCACAACUGUAAAGUAAUAGUCAAUUGUAUUGACAUUUGACUGCAUUUCAAUUGAAUCAAACAAAGAGUAAGUUAUGGACCAAAUAUUAUUGACAAGUCUUUUACUCAUCAUAUUGUCGAUCACCACAAAAGGCUUGAAUGCAUUGCCACAGCCGGUGGACAACUUGUCAUCGGUGGACAAGACAUGCAAAGGAUGCACUUCUUUGGUCACAUUUAUCGAUAAAUUGAACACAAAUUCAUCCCAACUCUUGUCGGAUGCAUUGGUGACGAUGUGUAACGACUACUCAUCACUUCCCGGCAAACAAACCAAACUUACGUGCACACAUAUUGUCAAUGAUGUACUCAAAUUGUUUAACAAAGUGGACAAAAAUGCGUUUUGCGAUGACAUCUCUGCCUGUCAUAACAAUACAAUUAACAUUAAUACUGUUGAGACUAACAUCGCCGAUGACCCGACUUGUAAUUUCUGUGUCACUGUUGUCACUAAUGUUAAGGAGAUAAUAAGUGGCGGACCCACUGAACUAGAGGUCAAGUUUUUUGUUGAAGACGCCUGUCAUUACUUGGGUAGCUUUGAAAAUGAGUGCGUCAGCUUAUCCGAUGAAUAUAUCGAUAAUAUGUUUCAAUAUAUUCGCCAAAAUCUGAAUCCUAAGAAGUUUUGUAAGUCAAUCGGUGCCUGUAAUACAACAAAAGCAAUAAUUGAAAGCAAUAAUCAAUCGGAAAAAUUUGCCGAUAUUUCUGAAGUGAUUAACAUAUUUCCGCCACAAACUGUUGUUCAGUUGACUCCUCUGCAAAGUGCUGUCGAAAAUGGAAACAAUGAUAUGGAAUGUGUUAUUUGUAAAAGAGUUGUCGAAUAUGUCAUUAAACAACUGUCUGACAACCGAACAGAAGAAGAAAUAAUAACAGCUCUCCAACAGGUCUGCUCACUGUUUCCAGUAAGAGAUCGAAGUAAAUGCAGUAAUUUUAUUGAACAAUAUGCCAAUGAGUUGAUUCAUAUCCUCAUCGAUGAGGGCGAUCCUAACCUUGCGUGUACUCUACUUGGCGUUUGUGUCCCAAGAAGUGUUUGGCAACCAAUGAAUCGAUCAAAUGAUGUCGAAAAGGAGGAAACAGCUAAUACUAAGAGUUCUGUGAAAUGGACUGAAAUUGAAGAAAGCAUUUCAAGCGAAUCAACAGUCGAUAAAUUAAACAACAGUAACAGCAAAGCAUGUUUUGAAUGCGAACUAUUAAUGCAUUUCAUUCAGAGAGAAAUCUAUGAUUAUAAAAAUGAAGAACAAAUUGAAAACUUCAUUAAAAACCAACUCUGCCAACGAUUACAGAUAGUCAUGACUAAGGAUGCGUGCGAUAACUUUGUUCAAACUUAUGGACCGAUGAUAUUUCAACUCAUAGCUCAAGAUGUCUUUGAUCCGACAACUGUUUGUCAGAAAGAAUUACAUCUCUGUCCAAACACUACUAUAUCUGUUCCAACGGCACAAUCUCCACAACAAGACUUUCAAGUGAAUAAUCAGGAAAAGUGUGAACUCUGCAGAAAUCUUGUGCAACAAAUGGAUACUUUGCUAGAAAACAAUGUGUUUGACAAAGAGGUUGCAAAAUAUGUUGAGAAAGCUUGUCAUCCAUUGAAAAAUAAAGCCAAAAGAGUUGAGUGUGAAUUAAUGAUUGAAGCAUUUGCUCCAUAUUUCCUACAAAUGAUUGGCCACUUGAGCGACGCCGACAAGAUUUGUAGAUCAAUCGAUAUGUGCUAUUCAAGUGAAGGCGUUCACCUAUUGGGAGGACAUAAAUGCACAUUUGGACCAACUUAUUGGUGCCAUACUAUAGCUCAUGCAGAGGCCUGUAAAGCAACUCAUUUUUGCAAAAAUAAAGUUUGGAAACCAAUUGCCUAAUAAAUGAGAGUCACAUGAUAUGAAUAAAAUAUCAACUAAUUUGAAGUCAGCUAUUAAUUAACUCAACGAUUCAUAAUUUUAUUAAAUUUUUGUCACAGUUUAUGAAUUGCAAUAAAAUAUUUCUAUAUUAAAAGUUAAAAUUUAUUUUAAUUAACUACUAGUUUUGUAUUAUAAUAUUAAUAUUUGUAGACAACAUAAAUAA
This is a messenger RNA of Oppia nitens, 2139 nucleotides long. RefSeq names its product prosaposin-like (gene Sap-r). Lineage: Eukaryota; Metazoa; Arthropoda; Arachnida; Sarcoptiformes; Oppiidae. Bases 141 to 1937 code for a protein of 598 amino acids. The transcript is spliced from 8 exons. Gene Ontology annotation, biological process: sphingolipid metabolic process. Gene Ontology annotation, cellular component: lysosome. The record is from RefSeq and is a predicted model, not a curated record.